AUGAGCGGCGUGUCGGUGACGCUGGUGCGGCAUGCGUCGCCCUCGCUGAGCGCACUGCCGGUGGCACAAGCCGUGGGUCGCGCUUUGGAAACGUCGCCCUUGGCCGCGGUGUACACCUCGCCCGAACCAGAGUGCGGCCAAAUGGCAGAGAUCCUUGCCGAGAUGAACCGGAAAUGGGCAUCGCUUCUCCAAGGCUCGCACCAAACAGGGAUGCGCGACUUGGACGACUUGGACAUCCGUGCGUCGGCGGCGAUUGAGACCUAUCUGCUCCCAUGGCUCGACACGCCGGGCACUGCGCACGUCGUCAUGAUCGCCAGCGAGCGCGUGCUGCAUCGCAUUCUGCAGACGCUCAUGGCGCUGCAUGGAAAGACGCUUUCAAGCCUGCAGGAUCCAGGCAUGCGCACACUUGCCGUGCACACCGCUCGUCUGGUGCCGGGCUCGUACCACCAGCUCUUGAUUGGGUCACAAGGCGGUGCCGAGUCGCCGUGCGACGUGCGUGUCAUUACCCUGAAUGAGACGGGGCACCUAUCGCAGGCAUGGCCCGCGCCACUGCCCCUGUCGCCAAUAUCAGGCACUGGAUCUGUCCUGUCGCCUAGCUCGUCCGAGCCUAGCUCGCCGGCCGUCGCUUUACCGCCGGUCACGCUGAGCUCCUUGUCACGCUCGACGGUCUCGUCGCCUUUGCGCAGCUCCGACACCCCGCGUCCGGACGCAGGGGCACGGCCACAAAUGUAUCCCACGUAUACCAGCUCCUCGCCGAGCCCCAGUCGCGGACGGGCCGGCGGCAGCCUCAUUUCCCUGCCGUUGGGCACGCGCACAACGACGACGACGCCGCAUGCGCCUCGUAACAUCCAUCUGUACGACAUGUCGACCAUGGUGCGCUCGAUGGACAAAUGGGACUCGGUGCGCAGCCUGAGUGACCCUGCGGCGAAUGACAGCUCGGAUACGAUACACUCGCCAUUGACCACGACGCGCGCGCUAGAUUCUGGGAGCAUUGUGCGCCCCAACAGCACGUUUCCUGGCGGGGCCAUGCUAGGCCUCGGCAAUCUGCGCUCGAGCGACUCGUACAGCACGACAAGCCUCGGCUCACCGACGCAGAACUACCGCGCAAGUCUACCUGGACCCCCAUCGAGCACCACGCUGGGGGUCCAUACGCAGGCGUCGAGCGGGACACCGACGCUGAGCAACGUCAGCGCGUUUGCACAGAGCCUGUUUGGCCAUCAUCCGUCCAGCGGUCCGAGCGGAACGGGCGGCAGCGAUGCCAUGACGAUCUGGCAGGGUCUCUGUGUCCGCCUACUCCCUUUGUUCAACGGCGAGGCGCUCCACACGCCGAUCGAGACGAUGAGCGACUCUGCCGAUACGUUUGUGCACCUCCUCUUUGAGCGGGACCCGGCCCAGGCGCUGCCGACGCUCGAGGACAAUGUGCGGAGGCUGGCAAAUACUGGCCUGCUGAGCGUGACCAACAAGCUGCAAGGCCUAGAGGGCAUGUUCCUGCUGCAGGGCCUUGUCAAGGCGUGGCAGUCCUACUAUGCCAAUGUCCUUCCCUAUAUCCAGGCGUGCCUCUUUCCCCUCGAAAGCAGCGCGGCACACUUGGCGUACCUCGACCGCAUUGCCCAGCAAUCGCGACGGGGCACUCCCGCUGACACAAACGACCCUGUCGCGCCUAGCAAGGGCGUCCAACUGCGCCGGAUCCUGCUCGUCGCCUUCCGUGAUCGCGUGGUGUUGCCCAUUGGCGAGUGGCUCCUUUCGGCGCUGGAGUCGAUGGAUGCGGACCCCAGCCCCUUUUUCCCGCGCACACGCACGGCAGGCAACAUAUCGAAGCAGUUGCGCCCCUACCUAAUUCAACUCAUGGAGAAGCUGCGCAAAUCGCUGACCUACUCUCCGGCCUUUUCCUCGGGCGCAGAAUCCGAUUCCUUCCUGUCGCCCACACUGCUCCGGUCCCUGUUACCCCCCGCGACGUUUAGCUCGCGCAGCAGCAACCUGGCGUCGCCUGCUGCCGCCGAAUCCCUUGUGUAA
Malassezia japonica is the source of this 2013-nucleotide messenger RNA. RefSeq lists its product as uncharacterized. Gene Ontology annotation, cellular component: TORC2 complex. Lineage: Eukaryota; Fungi; Basidiomycota; Malasseziomycetes; Malasseziales; Malasseziaceae. The record is from RefSeq and is a predicted model, not a curated record. The transcript is spliced from 4 exons. The coding region runs from base 1 to 2013 and encodes 670 amino acids. Gene Ontology annotation, biological process: TORC2 signaling.